Mesitornis unicolor (brown roatelo) is the source of this 697-nucleotide messenger RNA. RefSeq names its product dymeclin (gene DYM). The annotation marks the transcript as partial. Lineage: Eukaryota; Metazoa; Chordata; Aves; Mesitornithiformes; Mesitornithidae. Gene Ontology annotation, biological process: Golgi organization. Gene Ontology annotation, cellular component: Golgi apparatus. The record is from RefSeq and is a predicted model, not a curated record. The transcript is spliced from 5 exons.
CUGGCCUGUGGACGGUCUUCACGCUCGGUGGAGUGGGGAGCAAACCAACGCCGCAGCUGGAGCAGUGCUCCCCGCUCGCCAACCAGAGUCUGCUGCUUCUCCUGGUGCUGGCCAACCUCACCGAUGCUCCGGAUACGCCCAAUCCCUACAGACAAGCCAUCAUGUCCUUCAAGAACACGCAAGAUAGCAGUGCAUUUUCAUCGUCAAAUCCACACGCUUUCCAGAUUAAUUUUAACAGCCUGUACACGGCUCUGUGUGAGCAGCAGAAGUCGGAUCAGGCCACUCUUCUGUUAUACAUGCUCCUGCAUCAGAAUGGCAACGUACGGACCUACGUGUUGGCACGAACGGACAUCGAAAACCUUGUUUUGCCAAUUCUUGAAAUCCUCUAUCACGUCGAGGAGAGGAAUUCACACCACGUCUACAUGGCUCUUAUCAUUUUGCUGAUCCUUACGGAGGACGAUGGCUUCAACCGAUCCAUUCACGAAGUGAUAUUGAAAAAUAUCACGUGGUAUGCUGAGCGCGUCUUAACAGAGAUCUCACUGGGGAGUCUUCUGAUCCUGGUUGUGAUAAGAACCAUCCAGUACAACAUGACACGGACAAGGGACAAAUACCUUCAUACAAAUUGUCUGGCAGCCUUAGCAAACAUGUCAGCGCAGUUCCGCUCACUUCAUCAGUAUGCUGCUCAGAGGAUCAUCAG